AUGUCUUUGAGCAGCUGUGUACGCCGCUCUAUCGUGAGCAGAGUCUCGCCAGCAUUCGUCCACCCGAUUUCCGCCUCGCUCCUCCGUCCAGCUGCAUUGGCAUACCGUCCCUUCUCACUAGCUGCAAGAUUCGCCCAACAAGACCAAGAGAAACUUGAACGUGAUGCGCCCGAUGCAUCUGAAGCCAUUGCCCAGUCGAUCGGAUCCACCGAUGAUGCCUCAGUCCCUCCGUCGACAGAGGUAGAAGCAGUCCCUUGGUACCUACAAGUCGACACUCCCACGCCACAGUCAGAACACCCUUUCGCCGAGCGCCAGAAACUUCCUGAACUGCCUGACACCCCUCCUGCCCUACUACAACCUAUCCUUGAGCACGUCUCGGUCGAGCUAGGCCUGGACCAUCUCUCCCUGAUCGACUUGCGCGAACUUGACCCUCCUCCUGCCCUCGGCGCCAAUCUUAUCAUGAUCAUCGGAACUGCUCGUUCGGAAAAGCAUCUUCACGUUUCGGCCGAUCGCUUGUGCCGCUGGCUGCGUACUGAACAUCGUCUGACUCCUUAUGCCGACGGUCUGCUUGGUCGCAACGAGCUUAAGCUCAAACUGAGGCGCAAGGCAAAGAGAACUCGCUUGUUGAGCGCUGUCGGUUCGAAAGAGACUGCAAGUCAAGAGCUCGACGAUGGUAUCAGAACAGGCUGGGUCUGUGUCAAUGUCGGCAGAGUCGAAGGCGGUGCUCUCCAGAAGCCUGCCGAAGAGCUGCAAAACAUUGUCGGUUUCGGCACUCGAUCUUCUGGUUCUAGAAUUGUCGUUCAAAUGAUGACGGACGAGAAGAGAGGCCAGAUUGACCUUGAGACACUAUGGAGCGGCAUUCUCAGGCGCUCCGUCAAGGCCAAGACUGACAAGGAUCAAGAAGUCGACGACGCAGAGAAGCGUGUGUCUAGUGGCUUGCUGCUUGAAGAGUCAUCAGACGCACCUGGUUCUUACCGCUACCGUCCCCACGCUGCUGACUAUCCCAGCGGACAACAGGCUCGAGCAUUCCACUCUGCUGCCGGACCAUCAACACAACAAGGUGCGCAAAUUUCAACAACUACUCAAAUCAAUCCCCAUUCUGACAGAUCUGUGCAAAGUGCCCUCAUCCUGAAUCACAUGGUCAAUCACCUCAAGACAAUGAGCCCUAGCGAUGCUUCUCAUGCACUUGGUAGGAACAGCAAAGAUCAGGAUACCGCUCCUUUUCUCCAAGCCUUUUACAGCGCCAUGCCCAGAUUUCUAGAGACGACGCAUUGGCAUGCGCACAUCUCGCUUCGCUGCUAUGCGAUUCGCUUGGGUCACCCUGGCUAUCCUUCCACUUGUCUGAUCCUAGACUUAGAGAACAUGCAUCUUGCCGGCCUAGUCCCGGACGAGCAGACCUAUCUAGCCGUGCUGGAGGCCAUCAUGCUCGGUCUUCUUGAAACAGUACCUACCGCCGAGACUCACAUUGAUCAGACAAGACUGCGACGAGCGCUCACUGUCAUGGAAAGCAUGUUUGAAGACGGGUACGAUCCAGUCAGCAACUCAGUCUGCCAGAUCUUGUAUCAGGCUACCUCCACCAGACCCACCAUGGUUGAGCAAUCUCAAAAUACCACGACCGGUACAUCUGCAUCAGUAAACUCACAACCACUUACUCUACAUCAACUUACCUCUGCUCUCUCUGUGUAUGCUUUCCGCACUGCCGCUAAAACAUCUGCUUGGUCUGAGUUCUGGGAUGUUUGGCGCUCUUUUCCUCGCCGUAUGUCGCCACGCUCAAGUGAUAUGUAUGUGAUCAUGUUUGACAAGAUCGCUGAGAGGAAAAGCCAAAAACACGCCAUGGAUGCCUUGCGACAAUGUGUACCGGAGAUGGUGCGUGAGCAACCCCCUGUCAAGUUUGGAGGUCAGGUAGCUGCUGCCAUCUUACGUUGUCUCCAGGUUGCAGAACCUCAAGCUGAGAGAUUGGCUCGAGAGGGCAACCGUGGUGAAUGGGCAGUGCUCUAUAUGCGAUGUGCUAAAGCUCUGGAAAUGGUUUGA
Aureobasidium namibiae CBS 147.97 is the source of this 2031-nucleotide messenger RNA. RefSeq lists its product as uncharacterized. The transcript has a single exon. Gene Ontology annotation, biological process: mitochondrial gene expression; mitochondrial proton-transporting ATP synthase complex assembly; mRNA stabilization. Bases 1 to 2031 code for a protein of 676 amino acids. Lineage: Eukaryota; Fungi; Ascomycota; Dothideomycetes; Dothideales; Saccotheciaceae. Gene Ontology annotation, cellular component: mitochondrion. The record is from RefSeq and is a predicted model, not a curated record.